Messenger RNA from Brienomyrus brachyistius, 1058 nucleotides. RefSeq lists its product as uncharacterized. The record is from RefSeq and is a predicted model, not a curated record. Lineage: Eukaryota; Metazoa; Chordata; Actinopteri; Osteoglossiformes; Mormyridae. The coding region runs from base 41 to 1003 and encodes 320 amino acids. The transcript has 4 exons.
GACUGUUACCAGUGUACUUAAGAAGGUAUUAUGUGAUUCCAUGCAGUUAGUACCGGGGACUGUUACCAGUGUUCUUAAGAAGGUAUUAUGUGCUUCCAUGCAGUUAGUACCGGGGACUGUUACCAGUGUACUUAAGAAGGUAUUAUGUGAUUCCAUGCAGUUAGUACCGGGGACUGUUACCAGUGUACUUAAGAAGGUAUUAUGUGAUUCCAUGCAGUUAGUACCGGGGACUGUUACCAGUGUACUUAUGAAGGUAUUAUGUGCUUCCAUGCAGUUAGUACCGGGGACUGUUACCAGUGUACUUAUGAAGGUAUUAUGUGAUUCCAUGCAGUUAGUACCGGGGACUGUUACCAGUGUACUUAAGAAGGUAUUAUGUGAUUCCAUGCAGUUAGUACCGGGGACUGUUACCAGUGUACUUAUGAAGGUAUUAUGUGCUUCCAUGCAGUUAGUACCGGGGACUGUUACCAGUGUACUUAUGAAGGUAUUAUGUGAUUCCAUGCAGUUAGUACCGGGGACUGUUACCAGUGUACUUAAGAAGGUAUUAUGUGAUUCCAUGCAGUUAGUACCGGGGACUGUUACCAGUGUACUUAAGAAGGUAUUAUGUGAUUCCAUGCAGUUAGUACCGGGGACUGUUACCAGUGUACUUAUGAAGGUAUUAUGUGAUUCCAUGCAGUUAGUACCGGGGACUGUUACCAGUGUUCUUAAGAAGGUAUUAUGUGCUUCCGUGCAGUUAGUCCCGGGGACUGUUACCAGUGUAGUUAUGAAGGUAUUAUGUGAUUCCAUGCAGUUAGUACCGGGGACUGUUACCAGUGUUCUUAAGAAGGUAUUAUGUGCUUCCAUGCAGUUAGUACCGGGGACUGUUACCAGUGUACUUAAGAAGGUAUUAUGUGAUUCCAUGCAGUUAGUACCGGGGACUGUUACCAGUGUACUUAAGAAGGUAUUAUGUGAUUCCAUGCAGUUAGUACCGGGGACUGUUACCAGUGUACUUAUGAAGGUACUGUGACGAUAACCUAAGAUGUGCAAUGCUGGUCGUGGUCUGUGUUACUCCAGAUACCAGU